AUGCAAUAAAUACUAAAUACAAUUGAUAAAGUCGAUAUUUUUGGGUUUCCUGUAAGUCUUUUAACUCCGGCUAAGGCAUCCUUAUAUCAAAGCAAGCUUGGCGGAAUAAUUACUAUUUUGAUUGGAGGGAUUAGUAUUACAUAUUUUUUAUAUUUUAUCAUUUAAUGGAUUGAUCGUCCAAUACCUGCUUCUAUUAGUAUUAAAUAGCAAACUAUUUCAUAUGCUGAAUUUUAGUUGUCAGACUCUAUUAUUUAAUUGGAAUUAUAAGACUUUUCAGGAGAUGCUGAUCCUUUUAGAAAAGAGCAUAAUAUCAUUACUCCUAAUUUAUAUCGAAUUUUGAAUUCAAAAAUAAUUGAUAAGCCAAUCCCUUUAUUUAGUAGUGAAGAUAGGCCAUUUACAUUAUCAAUUGAUAAGGGCACAAUUGUUUUAAAUCAUGAUUCUGUUGGAAUUGAUGAUCACAUUUAAAUGACCCAAUUGUUGCUCGUUUUAGAAAGCUGUUCUAACUUGACUCCUGUUUCUGGAAGUUAUUGUGCUGCUACUAUUUCUUAAACAAUUAUGAGUUAAUUCAUUAACCUGUUGAUUAUUUUUUUACUUCUCUUGUAGUUAGCUAAUUGUCAAAACAGAAGCAUGAAUUCAAGAGUUUAGGUUGUUAUUUGUUUAGAAUUGAUAAUAUUUCAGUUAAUGAAAGCAUAACAUUGCCAAAACUAGGUUAAAUUCUAGCUUAAGUUGGAUCAAUUGUUUAGGUUAUAUUUUUGUUAAAAUAUAUUGCAAUAUAUUACAAUAACAUGUUAUUGGAAAAUGAAUUAUUGCAUGAAAUUGUAACCAUGUAUUAUCCAGAGAUGAAAAAAAAUAAGUUGAACUUAUUCAACCAAUUUGAAUACUAGAACUAGAAUAACUUAGAAGAAAAUGUGGAUAGAACACUUGAAAAUUUCAAAUAUAAAUAUAAAGCUUUUAUUAAAAGAGCUAAAGAAAAAUGCAGACCAAAUAACAUAUUAUAUGAAAUUUCAAGGUUAUAUAUAAUUUAUCAUUUAAUAAUAAUUUGGAAAUUAAGUUCUGCAGCAGAGUCAUUAAAUGGGAGGAAAAUUAUCGAAUAAUUAUUUAGAUCAUUAAUCUAGUAAAGAAUCAAAUAGAUUAACAGUUAAGCCAACCAAUUCUAUUGA
This is a messenger RNA of Paramecium octaurelia, 1160 nucleotides long. The record is from the annotation of a GenBank genome assembly. NCBI's taxonomy places the organism in Eukaryota, Ciliophora, Oligohymenophorea, Peniculida, Parameciidae.